UCCGCUGCACUCUCUCCAGGUCUGAGCUCAGCUCCUCAUCAUGUCGGGCUCCAGAAGAACUGUGGACGAUAUGAGGGUCAUGUUUCAGUCCUGCGAAGGCUUCGAUCCGCAGCAGACUACGGAUUUUUUCAACAGCUGGGCUGAGACGUACGAACAGGAUUCAGAGACAAUGAAGUACAGAGCACCACAGCUGGCCGUAGAUUUUCUGAACGAUCACUUCUGUGGAAGUCGUGGAGACGCUCAGGUUCUCGAUGUGGCCUGCGGAUCUGGACUGGCUGCAAAACUGAUGUUUGACCUCGGCUUCAAACACUUUGUGGGAGUGGAUGGUAGUAAGGGCAUGCUGGAACAAGCUGCUAAGAGUGGCCUUUAUCGGGAGCUCAAACUGGCCUUACUGGGAACAGACCCGUUGCCUGCACAGACUGGUGGGUUUGAUGUGGUGAUCAUUACUGGUGCUUUACGUGAUGAUUACGUGCCGGUCAGCGUUAUCAGGGAGCUCUGCAAAGCUACUAAACCAGGGGGCUACGUCUGCAUGUCCAGAGUGGACCCAAAGUCCGAGUCUGGAAACAAAUACAAAACAUCUAUGGAGCGUGAACUGCAGCUGAUGGUGGAGGAGGGCCUGUGGAGCCCUGUCGAUACCAAAGAGAUGCACAGAUACAUGAUGGAUGUUUAUAAUGAUAAAAGCAAGGAUGAGAAAAGGGAGGAAUUCCUCCAGGGAACCAUGUACCUGUACAGGAAGUCUCUUAAUAAGCUGUAAAAUUAGGAGUGGAGCCAAAAAUGUGAGCUUACAUAUUCGUCGAGCAUGUGCUGGUGUUAGCGUUAGAGUACAGGGUGCCUUGAAUGGUUAUUGCUGUUUAUUGGCGAUGUAUAUAAAUUAAACUGAAUUGAAUCAGAAGUCCAAGUCAAGUCCUUCUAAAAUCAAACCUCACCAUCAUGACAGUGUUAUCUAUGUAAACCUGUCAGCACAUAAACAACAAAGCUCAAAGUUUUCUGAGUUUUUAUUUCUUCCACUGGAUGUUUUGCUUAUGUUUCAGAAUUCUUCAGUAGAUUUCAGCUCACGAGUUUUUAAUGUCUCUCUCUUACAUCGUCUCUGGUCAACACUCAGCAUUAGCACACUGUCACAAUUGUUACCUUUAACAGGGCCCUUAAACAUAUCUGCUUCAAGAGCACAGCAUCAAGUAGCAAAACCAGUAUAAACCAGAAGUAGCAGGAAUUCGAUUCAACUAAGUUUUAUUUAUACAGCACCAAAUCACAAUAACAGUUGUGUCAAGGUGUUGUAUACUGUAAGGUAAAUAUUCCACAGAGGAAACGGAGAAACCCUAUGAGCACUUUGGCGACAGUGGGAAGGAAAAACUCCCUUUUAACAGGAAGAAACCUCCGACAGAACC
Maylandia zebra (zebra mbuna) is the source of this 1385-nucleotide messenger RNA. RefSeq names its product methyltransferase-like protein 27. NCBI's taxonomy places the organism in Eukaryota, Metazoa, Chordata, Actinopteri, Cichliformes, Cichlidae. The record is from RefSeq and is a predicted model, not a curated record.